GUAGAAUACCUUUCAUUAUUUUUUAAAGAGAUCAACCACACCUUAUCACUCAUGAGGUAUGAUAUUGCAGUUUCUGAUAUAUGAUAUUACAGUUAGUGUGUAGGGCCUAGUACACUGUGUGAAUUACGAUUCAUAUUACAUGAACACCAUAAAUAAAUUUAAAUUCUAUUUUUCAAAACAAAAACAUGGCCAAUUACGGGUAGAUUAUAGACCUUAUUCCUUAAUCGUAAGUUCUCCAAAAUUUUAAUUAUGUAAAGAAAUUAUAUCGGAUGUAUCGAGCGCUUCGUGAAAAAUCAUCAAUUACCAAAGUUUAGACGUGAAGAUUAAGCAAAUUCUCAGUGUGUAGGAUUCUUACUGUAGUGUCCUAAAUCUUGCAAGUGAAUCAUAAAGUUUAAUUAAUGUUUACGCAAACAAAUUGUUCUAAUUAAAAACGUUAUUGAGAAAAAUGUGGGUCAUAAAUGAAUCUACGAAAAAUAUCUUUGUAUAUAGUUCAGUUAAAGUACUUUUUGUAAAUAAAUUUAUUUAUUUUUUGUUUUAAAAUGUAAACAGAAUCUAUUUUUCUUGAUAAUUAAUGAUGCUUGAUAAUUAGGUUAGACUUUGCAAUGAUAAUAUUAAUAGCAUUGCUUUUGCAUUUAACUAAUAAAAAUGCAGAAGCCUUAAAUCACAUUGUUAAUAUGUAAAUAGCAUAACAUGUAUACUGUAUGUUUUUCGUGCAUUGUUUUAGCUGCGAAGACUUUCCAAAAGGACGACUGCGAGAGACCUUGGUUUUACUUAAUAAUUUGGUGUUACUUGUUCAAAAUGUGAAACAACAUCUCAGACUUAAUCAAGUUAAAAUCCUUUGUCGCUUGGUCGAGUGUUUAAUUACUACUAUUGUACUUCAAAAGAAAGGAAUUGAUCUUCAAGAUGAACCUAGUGUACUGGAAAAUGAAAAUGAUCGCGAUAAGAACCUUUCCACAUCUUUUCAAUUGACAGAUAUUCCGAAGGAAAUGUCAUCUCAUUUACAAUCACAGAAAGCGUUUGUUGAAGGUUUUAUAGAUGCAAGGCUUUCUUUAGGGCUUGAAUAUAGCAAGGAUACAGAAUGGGACCAGGAAUUGCAGGUCAGUAAUUGGUAAGACGUACAUGAAUAUUAACACUUGUAUUCUACAUUACGUAUUUACGUCAGGGGUGAUACAGGUCAUGAAAAAUCUGGAGAGUUCGGGAUUUUCAAUAUUUCAAAAUCCAGACCUGUAUGGAAAUUCUGGAAAAUCUGUUUCAGUCGUGGAAAGUAGGUGCAUGUUUCCAUUGGAUAUUUGGCAGUUAUUUACCAAUAUUUCAGAGUUCCAAGCCAUGGAUUUUUGGAAAAUGGUUACGGAGAAAAUUUUAAAUCGGAUAUGGUUUACGAACCCCGUUACGGAGCUCAUAAAACUUGCAUGCCAUCAGCUAUUAAGCUGUCAGAAUAGGCUAUACCAAAUACGGUUUAAACUCCUUCUUAAAGCAUGUACUAUUUAUAUUGUGAAAUAAUUUUGUUCAUCCCAAAAUUCGCGAUAGUGUAGGAAUUAUUGGACUUUUCCGUCAGAAUUGGACGCUUUCCGAUCUAUUUAGGUUACAUACAAGUUGAAUUUUUAUCAAUCAAUAAAUUGGAGAUUUUGCUUGAUUUUAUAACGCUCAAAAAUCGAAUUGCUAUAUUUACUCGCCCAAGGUCUCCUUUCUGAUUAAAUGAACGCUUCAAUUUUAACGCAUGCACAGACAAAAUUUAUACCGAUUGGACUAUAUGUACCACUGGCGUAAUUCUGAUUGUAUGUGUCUCUCGUGCAGGCUUGGAACGAACUACUAUCUUUGUCUGUCCCGGACAUCUUCUAUAUGCCGUGGCACAAGAAAUUCAUGGCUAAAUUUCAAAAUAGAAUACACAAGGUAU
Molecule: messenger RNA, 1894 nt
Organism: Paramuricea clavata
Lineage: Eukaryota; Metazoa; Cnidaria; Anthozoa; Malacalcyonacea; Plexauridae
Source: the annotation of a GenBank genome assembly